This is a messenger RNA of Daktulosphaira vitifoliae (grape phylloxera), 1270 nucleotides long. RefSeq names its product pre-mRNA-splicing factor 18 (gene Prp18). Gene Ontology annotation, biological process: generation of catalytic spliceosome for second transesterification step; RNA splicing. Bases 151 to 1179 code for a protein of 342 amino acids. Lineage: Eukaryota; Metazoa; Arthropoda; Insecta; Hemiptera; Phylloxeridae. Gene Ontology annotation, cellular component: U2-type post-spliceosomal complex; U5 snRNP; U4/U6 x U5 tri-snRNP complex. The transcript has 4 exons. The record is from RefSeq and is a predicted model, not a curated record.
UAAAUAUUUAUGUUGGAGUUACGAUUGAUAAAAAUAUUUUGUAGUUUAAAUUUCUGUAAUUUCUAUUAAAACAUUCAUUAUACAAUUUUUAUAAAUAAAUUAGGAAGAAUUUGAUUUCUUAAAUUAUAUUUUUAAUUUCUGACUUAACUCAUGGAUCUGUUAAAAGCGGAAAUAGAAAAGAAGAGAAAACAAAUUGAAGAAGCUAAUUUAGUUAAUGAUGGCCGCAAGUACUUUAAAAGAGCUGAUUUACUUUCUAAAGAAAGAGAAGAAUAUUUGAAAAAAUGUUCAGUUAAAAUUGAAGGAUUAGAAAACCCAGUUGAAAAUCAAACUUUUGGAGUUGGUGAUCAAAGUAGUAGUACUACAUCUGAGAAGCAUACCCUGUCAAGAAAAGAAGUUGUAAGGCGAUUACGAGAACGUGGAGAACCCAUUAUGUUAUUUGGAGAAUCUGAAUUGGAUUCUUUUAAACGUUUACGUAAAAGUGAACUUGCUGAGCCUGAAUCAAAUAAAGGUUUUAGAAAUGAUUUCCAAGAAGCAUUAGAAAAAGUUGAUCAAGAUUACUUGGAUGAGCUAAUGACAAAUCAAACAGCCGAAAAAAGUUAUAGUGAAUUAGAAAGUAUGGAAGAUGCUAUGAAAACUUAUGAAACUAUUCAGUCUAAAGCGGGUAUAUUAGGAAGAAGACGAGAUAGAACUCAAGACAUGGAAAUUAUAUUGCAACUUUUACAACUUUUAUUGAAAAUGUGGGAAGUUCAACUUAAUUCUAGAUCUGUAAAAGAAAAAGCUAGUGUUAAAGGAAAACUUGCAUUAGCUACUUACAAUCAAACUCAGCUAUACCUCAAGCCCCUUUUAAGAAAGUUAAAAAAUAGUAGUCUCCCUGAUGAUAUAUUAGAUAGUCUAACACUUAUAACUAAACAUAUGUUAGAAAAAGAUUAUCUUAGAGCCAGUGAUGCAUAUUUAGAAAUGGCUAUCGGUAAUGCUCCUUGGCCUAUAGGUGUUACUAUGGUAGGAAUUCAUGCUCGAACAGGUAGAGAGAAAAUUUUUUCUAAAAAUGUUGCUCAUGUACUGAAUGAUGAAACUCAAAGAAAGUACAUUCAAGCUUUAAAACGACUGAUGACUAAAUGUCAACAUUUCUUCCCAACAGAUCCUUCAAGAUGUGUUGAAUAUGCACCUGACACAAAAUAAAAUUUUGAUAUAUUUAUUAGUUGAAAAAUAAAUUAAAACCAUACAAUAUGUUUUAUAAAACUAGUGUAAAUACAAAGAAUUACAGUUAUAA